Acanthosepion pharaonis is the source of this 1194-nucleotide messenger RNA. The record is from the annotation of a GenBank genome assembly. Lineage: Eukaryota; Metazoa; Mollusca; Cephalopoda; Sepiida; Sepiidae.
AUGCCUGCCAUCUACAAAGGAGUUGGCCGCUCCAAGGGAAAUAUUUUCUUGGACGGAAUGCAUCCGCUGGUUUCCCUUAUGAUAAAAAUCAUUCCCAGUCCUGAUUGGUUUGUUGGAGCCAGUGGCUUGAAUUUGUGCUCUAAAGGCAAAUGGCGCAAGAAGGCCAUCAUGAAACUAUUCCCUGUUGAUGCUGGUACCGACCAAGGCUUGACUUUCACUUCUCCCAAUUGGCCAUCCUAUCCACCAAAGAAGAUCACCCGAAUUACUGCCUCUUUUCCACACCAUGAAGCCAGCUCUUUUUAUUAUCCAAAACUGAAGAAAUUACCACGCAUCGGCUACGUCAUUUUUCACAAAACCACCGAAUCAAAAAUAACUUUCAAGCGUCGAAAACCUUAUAAGAUCCACUUGGCUGGUGUCUCCGACCGAUCCCUGUCUGUCGUAAUGCACAAAGAAAUGAAAAUCUUAAACGGUUCUCACAAACCGACCACUCUUGUGCAAUCAGAUCAAAGACCUGGGGCCAAAAAACCUGAGUCGGCUUCAGUUAUUUCCAACCAGGAACCACAACCGAAUGCAUCUGUAAAACUAGCAAUUACUGACAACAACACAGGUACACCUCUGGAUUGCCUCGUAAGCAACUGGGGUCAUUGGAGUGAAUGCUCAAAAACAUGUGGUUUUGGAAGACGAGAGAGGCACCGUUUUGUGACCCAACAGAGGAAAAACCGUGGACUUAUUUGUCCUAAGCUCAAAGAGGAAGAACUUUGCGUUCUCUCUCUUUAUCUCUCUCCUUAUUUCUUUCUCUUUCUUUCUCUCCUUAUUUCUAUCUCUUUCUCUCUCUCUCUCCUUAUUUCUUUCUCUUUCUCUCUCUCUCCUUAUUUCUUUCUCUUUCUCUCUCUCCUUAUUUCUCUCUCUCCUUAUUUCUAUCUCUUUCUCUCUCUCCCCUUAUUUCUUUCUCUUUCUCUCUCUCCUUAUUUCUCUCUCUCCUUAGUUCUCUCUCUUUCUCUCUCUCCUUAUUUCUUUCUCUUUCUCUCUCCCCUUAUUUCUCUCUCUUUCUCGCUCUCCUUAUUUAUUUCUCUCUUUCUCUUUUUGUCUCUCUCUUUCUCUUCUUACUUCUUUCUCUUUCUCUCUUUCUCUCUCUCCUUCUCUCUCUCUCUCUCUCUCUCUCUCUCUCUCUCUCUCUCUCUCUCGUUCAUUUAA